Molecule: messenger RNA, 1571 nt
Organism: Lactuca sativa (garden lettuce)
Lineage: Eukaryota; Viridiplantae; Streptophyta; Magnoliopsida; Asterales; Asteraceae
Product: glycylpeptide N-tetradecanoyltransferase 1
Biological process (GO): N-terminal peptidyl-glycine N-myristoylation
Cellular component (GO): cytoplasm
Molecular function (GO): glycylpeptide N-tetradecanoyltransferase activity
Source: RefSeq, a predicted model, not a curated record
CUAGUGUAAUGUGAUUGCGUAUAUAUUCCCUCAGAUUUGCCGCUAGGGCUAUUUUCAGCUGCCUGCCGUCGCCUGAGCAUUCAACCAUUAAAGCUCUGCAUAUCUCCGAUCGCUUGAUCAACUUCAGGUCUGCACCAACGGGUUCAGCUGACAAUGGCAGACAAUGGUUCAGUUAACGAUGAUACCACCAAUCAAAAUUCAGAGAUUAUCAAAACCGAAUCAGCACCAAUUGAUGAAUUAUCAAGAGAGAUUCAAGAAACCCUCUCUGUUUCACAAAGGCACAAGUUCUGGGAAACACAACCCGUAGGACAAUUCAAAGAUUUACGCGACACUAGCUUACCUGAAGGCCCAAUCGAACCCCCAACACCAUUAUCUGAAGUCAAACAAGAACCCUACAAUCUUCCAAAUCUUUACGAAUGGGUCACUUGUGAUAUGAACUCUGAAGAAACAUGUCUUGAAGUCUACAACCUCCUCUCAAACAACUAUGUAGAAGAUGAUGAAAACAUGUUCAGAUUCAAUUACUCCAAAGAGUUUCUCCAGUGGGCCCUACACCCUCCUGGCUACUUCAAAACCUGGCACAUAGGCGUACGUGUCAAAUCAUCAAAAAAGUUAGUUGCUUUCAUAACUGGAAUCCCCGCCAAAAUCCGAGUUCAAAACGAGAUCAUAACAAUGGCAGAAGUCAACUUCUUGUGUGUUCACAAGAAACUCAGGUCAAAAAGAUUAGCCCCUGUUAUGAUCAAAGAGGUUACACGAAGGGUACAUUUGGAAAACAUCUGGCAAGCUGCUUACACUGCUGGAGUUGUUCUUCCUACACCCAUAACUUCAUGUCAAUAUUGGCACAGAUCUUUAAACCCUAAAAAACUUAUCGAUGUUGGGUUUUCAAGACUCGGUCCUAGGAUGACCAUGAGUAGAACAAUGAAACUUUAUAAAUUACCCGAUUCGCCCCUGACACCCGGAUUUAGAAAAAUGGAGCUUCGUGAUGUUCCUAGUGUCACAAGACUGUUGAAAACUUAUCUACUGGAGUUUGUUGUGGCACCUGAUUUUGAUGAGAUGGAUGUUGAACAUUGGAUUGUUCCUAAAGAAGGUGUUGUUGAUAGUUUUGUGGUUGAAAGUCAAGAGACUCAUGAAGUGACUGAUUUUUGUAGUUUUUACAGUUUGCCAUCUUCGAUUCUUGGACACCCGAAUCAUUCGAAUUUGAAAGCGGCUUAUUCUUAUUAUAAUGUGGCAACAAAGACUCCAUUGAUUCAGUUGAUGAAUGAUGCACUUAUUGUGGCGAAGCAGAUGGAUUUUGAUGUUUUUAAUGCAUUGGAUGUGAUGCAUAAUGAAGGGUUUUUGAAGGAGUUGAAGUUUGGACCUGGUGAUGGUAAGCUUCAUUAUUAUUUGUAUAAUUAUAGGAUUAAGAGUAUGUUAAGAUCAUCUGAACUUGGGCUUGUGUUGUUGUAAUUUUGGAUUUUUUGUACUGAUUUUUCGUUGUUUUUUUUUUUUAGAUUUUUAUGGAUGUUUUUUGUACUCUUGUUGGUAAUUUGACCUUAUGAAUUCAUAAUCUUUUAUUUAGUUUCUGAUUCCAUUUC